Messenger RNA from Fopius arisanus, 3609 nucleotides. It is a transcript of the gene smo, whose product is annotated as smoothened. The coding region runs from base 190 to 3084 and encodes 964 amino acids. Gene Ontology annotation, molecular function: patched binding; transmembrane signaling receptor activity. Gene Ontology annotation, biological process: central nervous system development; smoothened signaling pathway; commissural neuron axon guidance. Gene Ontology annotation, cellular component: dendrite; cilium; plasma membrane. The transcript is spliced from 4 exons. Lineage: Eukaryota; Metazoa; Arthropoda; Insecta; Hymenoptera; Braconidae. The record is from RefSeq and is a predicted model, not a curated record.
AGGGGGUUGCAAUGAUGGGGUACAUCGUGGGUGGCCUGGAGACGCUUGUGUGGUCCUCCGGGUAGUUCCGUAGCUUGGAAUAUGCCCUAAAGACGAUGUAUACGACGCUUCGUCGACAGGAAGAGGUGCACAGACGCUUGUCCGUGGCAUCCCUCGUUCCGCAAUAAUUUCAACAUCCACAGAUCAACAAUGAAGUUCCUCCACAUCAAGGCUGCGGUGUACCUCUGCCUCUUGACAUUGACCCCUGAAAUAACCUGCGAACUAUCCCGGAACUUUGUUGUAAACGACAGCAACGAUAACAGUACCUGGAAGGAGUUGAGCCUAGGUCUGACAGACUCCAGCUGUCGAAGACCAGCGCAAUGCGUUUCCCUGGAGUACAGAACAUGCCUGGGCACAUCACUGACCUACGAGCAAACAUCCCUGGACCUGCUGCCAAGGAACCACUCGCAGGAUAAAAUCAACGAGACACUAACCCAACUUGAGAGCUUGAAGUACAUCCCAAAAUGCUGGACAGUGGUCCAGCCACUGCUGUGCUCAGUGUUCAUGCCCAAGUGUUCAAACAAUCAGCUGGACCUGCCAUCCCCAGACACCUGCAGAAAAAUUCUGAAGCCCUGUGGAAUAGUCAUGAACAGUACGAUAUGGCCGGAGUUCCUGAGGUGCGAUAACGAGAGAAUUUUCUCGACUCAGUGCAAGAACGACGUGAGGGACGUGAAAUUUGGGACCCCAGGCAAAUGCCUGAGUCCCCUGGUGAGUGUCAGCUCAUCCGUAAGUGGCACUGACGAGUCCUUCGAUGGAAUUGAUGGCUGCAGAGUUCCCUGUCACGAUCCCAUGUUCCUGCCCGAUGAACUCGCCCAGAUUCACUCCUUCAUCGCUUGGGCAGCUGGCAUCUGCGUAUUCUUCAAUCUUUUUACAAUGGUCACAUUUUUCAUCGACUGGAGAUCAGCCAGCAAGUAUCCAGCUGCUAUUAUUUUUCAUAUCAAUGGGUGCUUCCUGGUGUCGUGCAUUGGCUGGCUGGUGCAAUUCACUCCUGGCAGCAGAGAAGUCAUCGUUUGCAGAAAGGAUGGAACUCCCAGAACUGGAGAGCCUAGUGGAGAGAAUAUAUCAUGUGCUGCAGUAUUCAUCAUGGUCUACUACUUCUCCAUGGCAGCUGUCGUCUGGUUCGUCAUCCUGACGUACGCCUGGCACAUGAGCUUCAGGGCCCUGGGAAAAAUUCAGGACAAAAUCGACAAGAAGAACUCCUAUUUUCACCUUCUCGCCUGGUCUAUCCCAUUCGUUCUCACUGUUCUCACUUUUGCGUACACCAAAAUCGAUGGAAAUAGUGUCACAGGAAUUUGUUAUGUGACACAUGAACCUGUGGCUAGAGGUCUUCUGGUGCUCCUGCCCCUGCUGUGUGGAUCACUCGCUGGUGGAUAUUUCUUGUCAAGAGGAUUAAUCACGCUUAUCCACUUGAAGAUAAGUAGCCAAGAGAUAAUCUCUAAACGUGCCAGUUCAAAAAUCCGGGAGACGAUAAUCCGCGUGGGUCUCUUCACGAUAUUUAUUUAUGUAGCAGUGAUAAUAACGAUCUACUGUCACAUCCACGACUUCCUGAACUCAGAAAAAUGGUCGCGUUCCUUUCGUGAUUACAUGUGGUGUUCGAUCCUGACUAAAUCCCAGGGGACAAAUCAGUGCACCAUGGAGUCACGUCCAAGUAUAGCAAAACUUCAGCUGCACCUGCUGGCGCAUUUUUUCGCUGGAGUUCUGAUGUCGUCGUGGGUGUGGACGGGUUCAACAGUGGACACCUGGACACGCUUCCUUCGACGGACAUUUCAUAAUGAGAAUGAGGAGCCAGUGAAGCUGAAGAAGCACAAGGUGAUAGCCCAGGCAUUCGCCAAGAGGAAGACAUUCAACAAUGCAGGACGUCUCUCCAUCAGUUUUCAUCAUACUCACGAGGAUCCAGUGGGCAUGAACUUCGACCUGAACUCCGUGGCAUCUCAGGACUUCAGCUCAACUUGGGCAGCUGCUCUUCCAAAAUUCGUGACACGUCGUGGAGCUCUCGUUGGCAACAACACAGGAUCAACCUCGAGUUAUCGAAGGAACUCAGUGGAUUCAGAGAUCAGUAUAAGUGUCAGGAGAUUCUCGGUGGAGUCCAGGCGAAAUUCCCUGGACUCUCAGAUAUCGUAUGGUGUGCAGUUCGCUGAGCUGAAGACAACGAGAAAAGUGGCAUCAUCCUCUGGGCAUAGAUCGAGACGAGGUAAACGAAGAAGAGAGUUCAGUAAGUCGAGAUCGACGAAGUCAGGGCCCCUAUUCAGGAGGGGAAGCACCACCUCUCAAGAGAGUCAGCUGGGGGCACAGAUUCUCUCGGCGUUGACAAUCGGCGGUGUUCCCAACAUGAAGAGGAGGUCUGCUACUGUUGGACUCAAUGGGGAGACCCUGGGCUCCAAGAUUAUUGAUGGCAAGGAUAUGGGAAUGCUGAUGCCGUUUUUAUUUGGUGGACAGAGUAACAGUGACGAUGACACCAGUGAGGAGAAAAAUCGGGACGUCGAGGCUGGACCUGUGGAGAAGACGCAGGAGAGUGAGAGUGAAAGUGAACCCGAUGAGGAGACAAAGAUGAUUGAGAAUGAGGGGCAGAGGAGCAAGAGCAGUGAUAAAUCGGGGAAGAGUUAUCAGGAGGGCAGGAAGAGCAGGGAGAGCAGGAGGAGUAAAUAUGUUAUUCAAGAUGAGACUAUCCUCAAGCAACUCAUUCAAGAGUCCAAGGAGAUCGUCAGGAGGGAGAGGGAGGAGAGAAAACCUGGAAUUGGGGAUUUGGGAGCGAGCAUUACGAAUUAUUGCCCGGAAUUGGGAAAAUUAAUGAUUGGCGAUGGACAAAUCAAUGCCAGGGAAAUGGCAACUCAGACUUCGCUGCCUCUGGAUGUACUGGAGAUGGAGGAGUUGAAGCAGAGUAUUGAUGAAAUCAUCAGCAGCAGAAAUUGCAGCUCAAAGGGGACACAGAUAUCACCGCAAUUGAAUAAAGGGGGCAGGAGGGGUGAGAAGGGGUCAGCGGUAAGUCCUGUGCCUGCACCGAGACCAUCCAAGGAGGGAAAGAGGAAAGAGUCGAAGAAUGUUUGAGGGGCAGUGAAUUCUUUGGGAAAUUAUAUUGCUUUUUUUUUAUUUUUAUAAACUGGAAAAAACUUGAUUUUUUUUGGUGGAAAUCACCAAAUAUUGAAAAAUUCACUCGACGCCCUCAAAUAUUCUUCUGCAGUUGUAAAUAAAUGUUUUCAAUGGUUUUGUAAUGAUGGCAUUGCAUUUAAGGGAGGAAAAGUAUUUUUCUACUGUUUAUAGAUACCUCACGCCGAUUUUUGAGAAUGUAUUGACUUUUUUUUUAAUGUUUUUUCGAUAGAUUUGUACUUAAGAUUAAUGAUAAUACUCAUUUAUUCCAUGACAAUCGAUAAUACUCGGCCAAAUAUUGUUGUUCCGCAUGUUCGAGAACUUUAGUUUAUGAGAAUAUGUAUUUUAAGACUGAAAUGUCAAUGAAUUCGUUUGAUACGACGAUUAUAGUGAAGAUUAUAUGUAGUUUUUAAUUUUUACUUUAAACAAUGCAAUACAGGAUGUUUGUCAGGAUUAUUUUUUACCAAUGCUCGACAAUUUUAAAGU